AGUCUAGCCUUGACAUCCAUCCAUCUCCCGCAUCCUGCAUCCGUCCAUCCCAGACAACAAGAUCCCUCAGGAACCAGGACGGACGACCCAUAAUCCAGCUCGGCUCUGACAGACCGAAUCGGAACACCUACGGCCAGAAAUAUCCGCAGGAUAAACAGGACAGCUCUAACCACGAGAGAGCGAACCAGGAGACGAGAACGAGAGAACGUCUCCACCAUGACGAGGACUCCUGAGCCUCGGCACCACCUUAAAAUAUGUAAAUAAAUAAACUCUGAUCAGCGAAUGUCGACUCUUCAGCUUCUGCUUUUAUUUUUUUCUUCCUCCCGGCCGAGAAACCCGGCGGAAGAUUGAGCGCCGCGCCCGGGGCGACGGUCAUGGCAUCCAGGUGCUGUAAUUAAACUAAGUGGCUCCGGAUCGUCUCCCAAAAAGCGCCGUGGAGUCCAGGAGCUGCGCCUGAGCCGGCUAACCAACCCACGCUGUCACUCGGAAGGAUGAGCGUGGCUCGCCAAACCCAUGGACGCACUUUAAUUAACUAAGUGGUCCGACGGAAAGGGCGUGGUCUUCAGAAGCGUUCCCGAGAACAGCCUCGUCCGGUCGGCGUCGGGUGGCUGAGGGCCGUACAGCGGCCGGCGGAGUUUUUCGGAGGGGGGCGCGGAGUGCGAUGCGGAUUGGAGGAUGUCGGGGGACUGGGAAGAAGACCUGUGCAAGAAGGCGCUGCUGCUGGUGGAGGAGCUGUGCUUCAACGUGGGCGGUCAGAGUCAAAGCGCCAGCUGCCAGGAGUUCAGCCACAUGAUGAGGGGGAGCAACGGACAGAUAAACACAGACAUCUCGGUGAGCCUCCUGUCGGUCAUCGUGACCUUCUGCGGGAUCGUCCUGCUCUCCGUCUCGCUCUUCGUGUCCUGGAAGCUCUGCUGGUUGCCAUGGCGAGACAAUGAGGGCGGCGGCCUCAGCCUGACGGCCGGACUCCUCCCGGGCGGGGCGGGGCUGCACGGCGUGUCCGGCGGCACCUCUCUCAUCCCGCCGCUGCUGCAGAAGAAGGACGCGCACUCGUCGUCCUCACUGUACCCGUCGCUGGCACAGGCAGGCCAGCACCACCCGCACUUCCCCGACCUGACGGGCGUGGAGGGGGGCGGGGCCAUUGUGGUGGGUGGUGUGGUGGGCGGGCCUCAAGAAAUGCACGAGCACUCGUACCUGGACAUGGACUCGUACCCCAACAACGCAGGGAACAUUAAACUGAGCCAGACGUCCCCUGACUUGCCCCCACCGGACGCAGGUUCCGCUGCUAAAGACCUGACCAAUGCGCAGUCACAGCCGGUCAGCGCCAGGCCGAAGCCCAUGACCCACCAGCUCUCCAGUCCUGAUUUCCACGGCGAGGAGAAAAGCGAGCAGGUGACCAGCAUCGGCCAGAUCAAGCCUGAGCUGUACCGGCCGCGGCAGGGCGAGCAGGGCGAGGGCAAACCGGGCGACAACUGCGGCAAGAUCAGCUUCCUGCUCCGCUACGCCUUCAACACCGAGCAGCUGGUGGUGAAGAUCCUGAAAGCUCUGGACCUGCCGGCCAAGGACGCCAACGGCUUCUCAGACCCGUACGUCAAGAUCUACCUGCUGCCCGACAGGAAGAAGAAAUUUCAAACCAAGGUACACAGGAAGACCCUGAACCCGGUGUUUAACGAGACCUUCCAGUUCGGGGUUCCGCUGGCUGAGCUGCACUCACGUAAACUUCACUUCUCCAUCUACGACUUCGACCGCUUCUCCAGGCACGACCUGAUCGGUCAGGUGGUGGUGGACAACCUGCUGGACUUCAGCGAGGGCAGCGGGGAGAAGCCCAUCUGGAGGGACAUCGUCGAGGGGACGGCGGAGAAAGCCGACCUCGGUGAGCUGAAUUUCUCACUGUGUUAUUUACCGACGGCUGGCAGACUGACCGUCACCAUCAUCAAGGCCACCAACCUUAAAGCCAUGGACCUGACGGGCUUCUCAGACCCGUACGUGAAGGCGUCUCUGGUGUGUGACGGGCGGCGGCUGAAGAAGAGGAAGACGUCCAUAAAGAAGAACACGCUGAACCCCACCUACAACGAGGCGCUGGUGUUCGACAUCCCUAACGAGAACAUCGAGAGCGUCGCGCUCAUCAUCGCCGUCAUGGACUACGACUGCAUCGGUCACAACGAGGUGAUCGGCAUGUGCCGCGUGGGCAGCGACACAGACGGUCCGGGAAGAGAGCACUGGACAGCCAUGCUGGCCAACCCUCGCAAACCCAUCGAGCACUGGCACCAGCUGAUGGAGGAGAAAUCCAUCAACACGUUCGUAACGAAGAGUCCAGCACCGGCGUCCAAACCGCACAUUGUGGUGGACAGUCCUCACUCCGACUGAAACACAGGUCUACAAUCUACAAGGUGAUCGCUCCAGGCGUCCCACAUCCCCCCUCAUCUGUGAAUAAAUCGGACCAACGGAACCCACCACUCCUGAAAAACAGACCCAACACACACACACACACACACACACACACACGCAGCUAUUACCGCUUUCCUCUCCGACGGCAUGGUACCACAUCAAAAGCGCAGGAUCUCGGGAUUAUUCAGGGGAAAUCUCACGCACAUUCCCAAAAUCUAGAAUGUUUAUUUAGUUACAUAAAAUAAAACUGAGCCUGAACAUUAAAAAAGAAGAAAAAAAAAAAAAGAAGAUUUUUAAGACGUACGUGGUGUAUCAGGAUGUGGACGAGCGUGUGCUGUAUUAUUAUUAUUUAUUUUUUACCUGAAUGUCAAGCUGAGGGCCUCGGAGUUAAAAAAAACAAACAAACAAACAAACGGGCGAGUCUUCGAGGAGGAACUUGAGGACGGAGCCUCGGGCUGAGCAUGCUGCGCAUCCUGGAAACGCGUCCCCCACCUCGACGUGCUUUUAUUUUUUAUAUAUUUGCUCAUCCGUUUUGUUCGAAACACGGCCGUUUUCACGAUGAGUGCAGGACAAUUUUGGAUGGAUCGGACUCCUCUGAGGAUGGAGAAGAUGGGAAAGCGGCACCUUCAGCGAAAAGGAUUCUGCCAUAGUCUUUUAUUUUUCUAGCAUCCGAACCGCCGGUUUGUUUCCUCACCUCCCUCGAGAGGACGUCUGUUCCCUCUCGCCGCCGUGUUCUCGUCCGUUAAAGUGUUCCGCGCGUCCGGUCGUCGCGUUUUGUACGGUUCGGUUGUUCGUACGUGUGUGUAUUGCGUUGCUCGUAUGCCUGUGCGUCUGUGUCCCGUCACCGUGGUCCCGUGUAUCACGUCACGUGUCCUGCUGCCCGAACCCCACCCGGCGGAUCCAUGUUAGAACGAGAGCUCCUGUCCUGUCCCGUCCUGUCCCGUCCUGUCCCGUCCUGUCCUGUCCCGUUCGUGUCCUAGAAGAACAGCUCGGUGUUCUCACGGUGUUCUAAGCUGGUGGCCACAAACGCUGCGGAGGGUGUGUUUUGAUUUUAUUAUGAUUAUUUUAUCCUUUACGCCGAUUUUCUUUAACCCUGAAUGUUACAGCGAGCGGAGGCAGAGAUAAAUAAACCACAUCUGACUUUACCGCUAUAGGACCAAAAGUAUUCGGACACCUGACCUGAGAAGGCAUCUCACACUGAAUACUUCGAAGUCUGUCUGUGGGAAUUUGUGCCCGUUCAGGCAAAAUAUGACAGCAUUUGUAUGGCAGGGCGCUGAUGUUGACGUUCCGGUUCAUUACAGAACAGUUCAGCCUGGUGGUUAAGGUACUGGACUAGUAAUCUAAAGGUUGCUGGUUCAAGCAUCACCACUGCCUGUUGGGCUCUUGAGUGAGGCCCUUAACCCUUAAUUGCUUAUACAAUAUACUGUCACAGUACUGUAAGUCACAUUGGAUAAAGGCGUCUGCUAAACGUAACUGUUGAGUGGGGCUGAGGUCAGGGGUCUGUGCAUGCUGGAACAGGAAAGGUCCCUCCCUAAACUGUUUCUGCACACUUAGAAGCAUACUUUCCACCAUAUAGCUGAUUUAUGACACCUGUUAGCGACUGUUGUGGCUCAAACACGUGAAUUCAGACGUUAAAAUAGAAAAGAAGAGGCGUCCCAAUACUUUUGUCAAAUUCUACCAUUUUUUUUAUUUAUUUAAGGUGAAGGUGGCCACCCAAGGACUGUUGGGCCCUUGAUAAAGGCCCUUAACCCUCUAAUGCUUAGACAGUAUACUGUCAAAUUAUUGUAAGUCACAUUGGAUAAAGGCGUCUGCUAAAUGUAAAUGUUGAGCAGGGCUGUGGUCAGGGGUCUGUGCAUGCUGGAACAGGAAAGGUCCCUCCCUAAACUGUUGCUGCACCUGUUAGUGACUGUUGUGGCUCAAACACGUGAUUUCAGACGUUAGAACAGGGCGUCCCAAUACUUUUGUCAAUUUCUACAAUUGAUUUUUUGAUUUAAGAGAAAAUUGAUUGUCGUAUCCUAACAAAAUCCUGAAGGUGGUGGGGUCAGAGCCCGUCCGUCUCUCCGGCUUUCACGACCUCACGUCUGAGGUCCGCCUCCCGUCUCUGCCUCCGUCCGCGCCCCUCGUCUCACCCCUGUCGGUGUCCGUGUAGCCCCGGGUGACCGUGGGGGAACGGUGAUGUCUGCAUGCCUAUAUUAACAUGGAUGAUGUCAAACUUGAUGCAUUGAGAAUUUUUUUAAUAAGUCAAAAAUGCUCGAGAAGCCAAAAAAGAGAAAAAAAUAAAGCAGAGGAGAGUGACGGGGCGACGCUGCGCCUCUCGCUGGAAUCCGUGCUUCUGUUCGUCCGUCGGCUCUUUACGUUCGAGAUGUUUUACUUUUUUAUGAGUUUAGAUCCAGAUGAAGAGAUCUGAAGAGCGAUGCGAGAAUACAAAACACUCCCGUGAUCUGAGUGAUGAUGAAGGUGGUCGAAAUAAAAGAUAUGUACCAAA
This is a messenger RNA of Trichomycterus rosablanca, 4870 nucleotides long. RefSeq names its product synaptotagmin III (gene syt3). Lineage: Eukaryota; Metazoa; Chordata; Actinopteri; Siluriformes; Trichomycteridae. The record is from RefSeq and is a predicted model, not a curated record. The coding region runs from base 676 to 2364 and encodes 562 amino acids. Gene Ontology annotation, cellular component: plasma membrane; exocytic vesicle. Gene Ontology annotation, biological process: calcium-ion regulated exocytosis; regulation of calcium ion-dependent exocytosis; cellular response to calcium ion. The transcript is spliced from 12 exons. Gene Ontology annotation, molecular function: clathrin binding; phosphatidylserine binding; calcium ion binding.